AUGUAUAUUCUGAUAAUAUCAUCAAAUGGACAACUAGAACUUUGUAUACAAAGUAUUUUAAUAAUAUCGUGGUAUACAUAUGUUUUUUCCGACGUAGUCGAAAUGAUAAAUAUGAAUCAGAUGCAUAGCUGUGGUGAUGUUGGGUAAAAAGUGAUGGAAAGUGGGAGAAGGUAAUGAAGAGCGAUUUGUUAGGAAAGGGGGAAGGUUAGAGAUUAGAACAGAGCGAUGAGAUCAAUGAAAAACUCUAUUUGAACUCUCUAUAAAAUUUUCUAUGAAUAAUAGAAAAUCUUGCACAAUCUUAGAAUACGAUUAUACAAGAAUCGUACCUUAAGAUUAGAAUUUAAUCUGUAAAUGGAGAGAAAACAACCCAAUACGGUGCGUAUUUCUGCGCCAGAAAGUACGGAUUAUACGGACCGAGAUCGGCCCGAAUCUAUCCGGUAUACUACACUGUAAAAAAAAAGGUACUUUCUGGAACCUCAAAAAAAAGGUUCGGUAGAUGACAAAAAGUUUGCAAAUGUGUUGAAAGUUUCAAAAAAACGAAUAAAAAAAACCCGGAACCUUUAAAGGAUUUUACCGUGUACCCAAGUGAAGAUCCUUUUUUCUUCGAAACCUUUUUAAGUUCCGU
Molecule: messenger RNA, 625 nt
Organism: Rotaria sp. Silwood2
Lineage: Eukaryota; Metazoa; Rotifera; Eurotatoria; Philodinida; Philodinidae
Source: the annotation of a GenBank genome assembly